Messenger RNA from Striga asiatica, 1322 nucleotides. The record is from the annotation of a GenBank genome assembly. Lineage: Eukaryota; Viridiplantae; Streptophyta; Magnoliopsida; Lamiales; Orobanchaceae.
AUUAAACAUUUUUCUCUCAAUAUAUACUCACCCUUUUCUCUUCAUAUUUCUCCACACCAAAAAGUAUCAGUUACUCCCAACAAAAACAGAAGAAAAAAAGAAAAAAACAUAAAUGGGUUUUGAUGAUAUAUGCAAUACCGGUCUCGGUUUAGGACUGGGAUUCUCUAUAGGAGAAUAUAAGUCCAAGAAGCCAGCAGGUCAGAAGCUCGAAUUCCUCGGAAAAAUCGAGCCGUCGCUCACUCUAAGCUUAUCCGGCGAUCUGCCCAAAAAUCCCUCCGUUUCCGAUCAGAAUAACGGCAAGAUCGCCGCCUUUUCCGGCGAGGAUCAUCUGUACAGGCAGGACAGCGCGGCGUCAUCGUUCUCGAACGUGAGCAGCGUGAAGAGAGAGAGGGAGCCGGCGAGCGAGGAGGUGGAGAGAGAAAGGGCGAUCUCGUCUAGGGUUAGCGACGAGGACGAUGAUGGAUCUAAUGGCCGGAAAAAACUCAGGCUUAGUAAAGCUCAAUCGGCUCUUUUGGAGGAAAGCUUCAAGAUGCACAGUACUCUCAAUCCUAAACAAAAGCAGGAUUUGGCUAAGGAGUUGAAGCUUAGGCCACGGCAGGUGGAAGUUUGGUUUCAGAACAGAAGAGCCAGAACAAAGCUGAAGCAAACAGAGGUGGACUGCGAGUUUCUGAAGAAGUGCUGUGAGACGCUGACGGAUGAGAACCGGCGGCUGCAGAAGGAGCUUCAAGAGCUGAAGGCUAUGAAAUUGGCUAAGCCGCUCUAUAUGCAGCUUCCAGCUGCCACGCUCACUAUGUGCCCUUCAUGUGAAAGGAUUGGCGGCGGAAGCAGCGGCUCGGAACACGUGGCUAAGACAGCCGCCUUUGUUAUGGCUCCUAAGCCGCACCUCUACAAUCCCUUCACAAAUUCGUCGGCGGCUUGUUAGAUAAUCUUUUAGCUUCUUAGUAAAUUAAAAAGAAAAAAAAACAUAUUAUAAAAAAAUUGAAAAAGAGGAGUAGAUACGAAAAGACUGGAACCACCCUCAGUCACAACCCUGUUUUUUAUUCGGUUAAGGGCUUGUUUGACGGUAGAAGAAGGAAAAGGGAAAAAGAACUAUAAGUUUGAGAUAGUCUAUAGAUAUUAGGAAAUUACUAAUCGUGUUGUUUGCUUAAUUUUUGUAUUUAUUUUGUAGUUGUACAUGUAAUAAUUUUUUUAUUUUAAAGAUCAUAUUCCAACAGGGUGAAGGGAUUAUUGUUUAAUUUACUUGGUCCAAUUAUUGUGAAUUGUUGACUUGUGGAAUCAACAAGAGAUCGUAAUAAACACGGAAUGUAAACAAUGCCAACAAG